This is a messenger RNA of Dichotomopilus funicola, 333 nucleotides long. RefSeq lists its product as uncharacterized. Gene Ontology annotation, molecular function: RNA polymerase II cis-regulatory region sequence-specific DNA binding; DNA-binding transcription factor activity, RNA polymerase II-specific; zinc ion binding. Gene Ontology annotation, cellular component: nucleus. The transcript is spliced from 2 exons. The record is from RefSeq and is a predicted model, not a curated record. NCBI's taxonomy places the organism in Eukaryota, Fungi, Ascomycota, Sordariomycetes, Sordariales, Chaetomiaceae. The coding region runs from base 1 to 333 and encodes 110 amino acids. Gene Ontology annotation, biological process: positive regulation of transcription by RNA polymerase II.
AUGGCCCCAACAAUAUCCGAACACCCCCAUACCCCAGUCAACCUCCACAACGCCCGCAAGCUUCGCGACAGUUGCACGGACUGCGCCAACUCCAAAGUCAAAUGCAGCAAAGAGAAACCGACCUGUGCUCGCUGUGCUCGCCGAGAGGUAACCUGCACAUACAGCGUGUCCCGGCGUAGCGGCCGAACCGCCUCCCAGAUCCUCAAAGCAGCCCGUCUCGAGAAAGACGACCUCGCCGUCAACCGCCGCUACCCCCCCAAAGCGUCCUCGUACAUCCCGGGACUCUCCGAGACCUUCUUCCUCCGAGGUAUCCCCUCAGACCCGUGCGGCUGA